Molecule: messenger RNA, 2745 nt
Organism: Cherax quadricarinatus
Lineage: Eukaryota; Metazoa; Arthropoda; Malacostraca; Decapoda; Parastacidae
Product: chymotrypsin-like protease CTRL-1
Biological process (GO): proteolysis
Molecular function (GO): serine-type endopeptidase activity
Source: RefSeq, a predicted model, not a curated record
CAGCAACACAAUAUACUGGCAGGUCAGUCUCAGGUGAACGUCUCUCUGAGAUCCGUCAUGAACAACUUCUCUCUUGUAUUGUUGUUCGUAAUUUCGUUACAACUUCAUGGAGGUGGCGCUGUAACUGUGGAAGGAAAUGGUUUCCCCGGUGACCCGUGUAAAAUGGGCGGGGAUGUCAUGGGUCGGUGUGAAGAGGUCGAGUCUUGUCUGCAGGACGGUGGCGUGGUGAGGAGAGAUGGUAAAGUUAAACUCUGCUUAAAGAGAGACUCCAAGAUCUAUGUGUGUUGUCGCAAGCCACGCCGCAUCGCUGAUGAACUUUGCAGGUCGUGGAGACAGUUCUGGCGACGGGAUAAUGGCGAGUGUGUUCAGGAAACUCCGCUCAUUUUCGGUGGUGGAAACGCAAAGCUGGGUGAACUGCCUCCCAUUGCCCUCCUGAGCACCAAAACAGGGAAUAAUGUCGUUUAUUUUUGUGGAGGCACUCUGAUCUCUCCUCACUUUGUGCUCACUGCUGCUCACUGUUUACAAAGUUACGGUCUGGCUGUGCAGAUCGAGGUCACACUAGGAGAACAUGAUAUUACCACCACAGAGAUGGCUCAGCAGGACAGACUAUCCGGUUCCUUCCCACUAUCUCUACUUCAUGCCAACGAGCUCAACUUGGACACCACCAGGACGGCACCCACCAAGCAGGUCAUAAAAGUGGAGAAGAUAAUUCACCCUGGAUAUGCCGGAACAGAAGUUAAAUACCACGACAUUGCUUUACUCAAACUCCGUACUCCGGCAGUGCUGACUAGACGGGUGUUGCCUGCCUGUUUGCAUUCAAACCCUACUGAGCUCUUUGGUGACAAGGAGCUCACUGUUGCUGGUUGGGGAUACACCUAUCAAGGUUUUGGAGAGACAGAGAAUAUCCUGCAGAAGGUGUUGGUGCCAGUAGAGAACCAUUUGAAGUGCCAAGCUAAGUGGUCCAAAGCUACCAGUCCACCCCGUGGAAUACUGUCUGACCAGAUAUGUGCUGGAGGCAAUGGACGCGACUCUUGUCGGGGUGACAGUGGUGGCCCCCUCAUCGAUCGAGCCACAGUAGAUGGUAAGCAGGUGUGUGAGCAGACACUGGUGGGUGUAGUGAGCUUCGGGGGUGAUUGUGGAUUUGGAGGCAUCUACACUCGUGUCUCAUCCUACCUUCGAUUGGAUCAUGGGAUAUAUAGCACCACAUGGGUCGCCACUGUAGUGGUGACAAGUUUUAAUGUUGGUGUAGUGACUCGUGAUGGAGUAGUGGUAAGUGCUUUCUAGUGAGGUAUAGGGUACAAUACUAUGUCUAGAAUAAUUUACAAAUUACCCACGAUAACUUUUCUGAACAUCCUGGACCAUUGUCACGUUAUUGAAAAUGGUAUAAAAUACUGACAAGCUGAUUAGGAAGACACAUUUGCAACAGUUGUGCAUCUUUGUUGAUGAUGCAUUUCAAGUUAUUUGUGAAUUGUGUUGUCUAGUGUUUUGGUUCACAACUAAAACACUAAUUGUAGGUAAAUCUUCAUAUGACAGACCCAUUCAUUUCCUAAGGAUUUAUCUCUAGUCUGAGGAUGGAUUUAAAUUCACAUUGUAAUAUUUUAUUGCUUUUAUGCAGUAUGCUUAGUAAUAAUUUUAUGCAGUAUAUAGAUAAUGUAGUUUACAUGUAAUAAAAUAUUGUUAGGCACAAAGCCACUAGCAUGCAGUGCAUUUGGGAUUAGUUAUGAAUUGUUCCAGUCAUGUUUGUGAUUUGUAUUGUUUCUUUUAGUUUUUGUCAGUGUACUGGUGAGUAUUGUAAUGGUGAUGUGUAGUAGGUUAUUUUUAUUAGUAUACUGUAAUCAAAAAAACAUGUUAAAUCCACAUGGGUGUAGUAGGUAAGUGUUGUGGAGAAACAAGACUUUUUGACCUUUGUAUUGUGGUGACAAUGGAGAAUCAGGAGUUUCUGACCUUUAUAGAUUAAGACUUCACUUUCAUUAUAAUGUAUGUGUACUUUAAUGGUUCUGUCAGGUGGAAGUGUGAAAGUUGCUGUAGUGAGGAGCAUAUGAAACAUUGUUCAUUUGUAUUCUUUAUUUUGGUAUCAGACAUCUCAACCAUACAUGUUCCAGACAUAAAACUCAUUUAGUAUUUGUCAACAAUGAAGUGCACUUAUUUUUUGUUUGUUUGCAGAGUUGCUUAAAAAAACAUUGCAGUGUUGCUAAAUGAUGCAAAAACUUUGCAGCAUUGCUUGAAGAAUAAUGAAAACAUUUAUUUGCAGCAUUGCUUAAAGAAUAUUGCUAAUGCUUUUCAAUUAAUCAUCUUUGUAAAGACCUUUCAAGGGUGGUUAGUAUCUUGAUGCUUGUGAAAUAUUCUUGAUUCAGGGGAUUCGACCUAUCAUCCCUUUACUUUCUUGGAGCGAACCUGAUUGUCUCAGAUUCCCAGGUGCUGUAUGACCCCCUAAAGAUUUAGUGCUCCCCCAUUAAUAUAAUAAACCUCUUAUUCAAAAUGAACUGCUAAAACCCAUAUGUAUCGUGUAGUGCCUGGGCAGUACAAGACAUUCAGGGUCAGUCCAAAAAUUGAGGAAGCUAAGUUAAAUUCCUUUGGAUCAAGAGCCCACACCAGCAUCAAGGUUCCAGGCCAGAGAACCUUUAUCAGUAAAUUUUUUGAGCGCAAGAGUUGAUAAAUUGUUUUUUGACCAAUUGUGCUGUAUGAUCCUACGAGUUUAGUGCUUGCCUUACCUUGAUAAGUAAUAAAAACCUUCAGCACACCAUG